Molecule: messenger RNA, 87 nt
Organism: Spirodela intermedia
Lineage: Eukaryota; Viridiplantae; Streptophyta; Magnoliopsida; Alismatales; Araceae
Source: the annotation of a GenBank genome assembly
AUGUGCAACAACUCCUUACCCCAUAGUUGGCUGGCCACCACUGACGUGGAAGGGGAGUGGCGCACACGUGCCCCCAUCGGUUCAUAG